Mesitornis unicolor (brown roatelo) is the source of this 811-nucleotide messenger RNA. RefSeq names its product meiosis-specific nuclear structural 1 (gene MNS1). The record is from RefSeq and is a predicted model, not a curated record. The annotation marks the transcript as partial. Gene Ontology annotation, cellular component: motile cilium. The transcript has 5 exons. Lineage: Eukaryota; Metazoa; Chordata; Aves; Mesitornithiformes; Mesitornithidae. Gene Ontology annotation, biological process: cilium organization.
GGAAAAACAACUGAAGUUAGAUAAAAUGAGAGCAACUCAGACGUAUAUUGAAGAAUUUAAAAAGGAACAAGCUAUCUGGAAGAGAAAGAAACAGGAAGAGAUCGAAGAAGAAAAUAGGAAAAUUGUGGAGUUUGUCAACAUGCAGCGACAAAGAGAAGAAGAUUGGCUGGCUAAAGUUCGAGACACUGAGGAGAAAAAAGAGAGGCUUCAAAGCAUGGUUGCCCAAAAUCUGGGAAGAGAACAACAGAAGCGUGAAGAAUUGGAACAAAUCCGCCAAGAGCUGUAUCUGGAAGAACAAGCAGAGACAGAAAGGAAGAAGAUGAUGGCAGAAGUUGAAAAGAGAAGAAGGCAACGCCUGAACUUAAAGCAAUCGUAUGAAGAGCAGCUUGCUUUAAAGAUGCUGCUGCGACAGGCUAUGCAAGAAGAGGAGGAAGCUUUCAGACAACAGAUGUUGGCCAAGCUUGCAGAGGACGACCGCAUCGAACAGAUGAAUGCUCAGAAACGGAGAAUGAAACAGCUUGAACACAACAGGGCUGUGGAAAAGCUUAUUGAAGACCGUCGCAAACAGUUUAUUGCAGAUAAAGAGCGUGAACUUGAAGAAAGACAGUUAGAGGAGAGGAGACAAGAAAACAUCCGUGCGGUUGUUGAAGAAGAGAGGCAGAAACUCCUGAAAGAGCAUGCGUCUAAGUUACUGGGUUAUCUUCCUCGUGGAAUACUGAAAGGCGACGACGACAUUAACAUGCUUGGAGAGGAAUUUAGAUUGGCUUAUCAGAAGAGAAGAGGUAAUGAUGCAUUAUCAGAAGAGAGCUGA